AACUUAGCUUCGCAUUGCAGUUAGUACAUACAAAAAUUGUUUGUCCCUCUCUACACUGCAGUAUCCCAUGGAAAGGUAACUAUAUAAUUACAAAAUAAAUAAUCCAUCAAUUAUAACUGAAUUGAUUAAUCGCAGGCGAGAAAUUACUAGAUUUCGUUUACGUAAACCCAUAGAGCCAUUCAGCGAUCAAUUUGGGACACAGAUCAGGUACAAAUUCUCAAAAUUCUAAACAGUUUGUUAUUUCAGUGUAAGACGUUUGCAGUUUAGAAAUCAACCACCUGAUUGCAAAAUUGCCAUGGAUGAAAAAAGUACAGCAAACUAGGGUUUAAAUUACAGCAUGAUUAAAAACCAUCAUUCCCCGGCUAUUCUAGGGUUUGAUUAUGGCCUGGAUUUAAGCAUGACAGAAUAUUUUUCAUUAAUGGGUAUUUGAAGGUCCAAGGAGUUUAAUGCGAGACUGCUGUAUUUUUGUUUUCAGAGUUUGUAUGAUUUGUUGUUGGGGUAUUUAGGGCAGGGCCGAAGAUGAUGGAAACUAUGAUUUAGUGCUAAUUGAAGGGGUUAUCACAAGCCAUUAUUUGGAUAUUCAGAGUCUAAGGGUUAUCAUGAGAAAAACUGUUUUAUUGUUGUUAGUGUUUUUAGGGUUUCUGAGAAAAUAAUUGUGAAGUGAGGUGUUCAGAGCGCAGCCUAAGACUAGGAGGCUUCUGAUUUAAUCAUAACGAAGUUUCUAUUAUAAGAUUUGCUGGGUAUUCAAAAUUCCAGGUGUUUUCAUGAGAGAAGACCAUUGUUUUGUUUUUCUGAAUUCCGAUUUUCAAGAGCUUUUGGGAAUAUAAUUGGGAUUUGGGGUUGUAGGGUAGGGCCAAAUAUGGGGAGGCCCUUGAUUUAUCAGAUUCUUGAUAAGCCAGCCACAAGCUGCAUAAUUGGCUUGUGCAGUGCAAUAUGGUUUUAUAUACAGAAGAAAAGUCUUGGGUAUGGAGACGUGGGGCUUAAUUAUGAGGCUGCUAUGGAGGGUCAGCAUUGGAGGUUUAUAACUUCGGCAUUUUCACAUAUAAGUGUUAUUCAUCUGGUUUUCAAUAUGAGUGCCCUGUGGAGCCUAGGUGUUGUGGAGAGCCUGGGGCACAUGGGUUUGGGGGUUCAGUUUUAUCUUCAGUAUACAUUAGUUUUGGUUGUGUUGUCUGGAUUGUUGGUCAUAGGGACAUAUCAUGUUUUAAUUCAGAGAUUCAAGAUUGAUUAUUUCCGAAGAGUCACGGCAGUUGGGUAUUCUUGUGUGGUGUUUGGGUGGAUGACCAUUCUUGCAGUUAAGCAACCCUCUUCCAAGUUGGAUCUUUUUGGGGUACUUUCGUUGCCUAUUAGCUUCGCACCAUUUGAAUCUCUGGUCUUUACAUCUAUAAUAGUACCACAAGCAAGCUUUCUUGGGCACUUGUCGGGGAUCAUUGUUGGUUAUGCUAUUGCUUGGGGUUUGAUUCAAGGCAUGAAUAAUUACUGGGCAAUUUCUAUGCUUGGGUGGAUUGUCAUUGCUUUCAUUUACAGCUUGAAACGGAGUGGUAUGAUUGAUCUACCUUUUAUUGAAAUAGAACCUGUGAUGGAUGCUUCAUUGCCUACUGUUGGUUUCUUUACACCCAGCAAUGUAAGAGGGUUAGAGGGGAAUGUUCUGCCCACAAGGGGAUCUGAACUUGUAUGAAUAACAUGCUUAGAUGGGUGUGGUACACAAUGUUUUCUUAGUGAAUUUCCAUUGUAUUGCACUCCAAUGGGCACUCAUGUGACAGGUUCAUUAUUUGUAAUUUGGAAUUCUUACUUUAUGAAGAACCAGGAUUGGGCCAAGUAUCUAACUUAUACGCGUUUUAAGCAUGUCAUUAGGCCAAUAUAUCUGGUGCCUAUUGCAAUGGGUAAGGGGUUUUCCUAGUCAUGCCUUGCACAAAAAGACAUCAAGAUUGUUUUACAAAUUCAAUCUCUGCAGCAACCAAUAAAUAUUGGAACUGUGAAUUUGAGAUGCUAACAUUGGUAAGAUAUUGUCAUCCAUCAGUUGCAGCUGUCAUUUUUCCUUGGCAAUCUGACCGCCACAUUGCCUGUCAAACUUUCUUAAUUCGUUUGUGGUUUGUGUUGAAUAUUAUAUUUUUUAUGUUGUGCA
Cryptomeria japonica (Japanese cedar) is the source of this 2122-nucleotide messenger RNA. Its product is annotated as RHOMBOID-like protein 13. Gene Ontology annotation, molecular function: serine-type endopeptidase activity. Gene Ontology annotation, cellular component: membrane. The record is from RefSeq and is a predicted model, not a curated record. The coding region runs from base 860 to 1675 and encodes 271 amino acids. The transcript has 2 exons. Lineage: Eukaryota; Viridiplantae; Streptophyta; Pinopsida; Cupressales; Cupressaceae.